Molecule: messenger RNA, 649 nt
Organism: Ochlerotatus camptorhynchus
Lineage: Eukaryota; Metazoa; Arthropoda; Insecta; Diptera; Culicidae
Exons: 1
Coding region: 38-649 (203 amino acids)
Molecular function (GO): nucleic acid binding
Source: RefSeq, a predicted model, not a curated record
CAGAACUUUAUUGAAGACCUUGAAAAUAAGCUGUACUAUGGGACGUAAUUGGCGGUAUGAUCUACAAGAUUUUCUUCACUCUUACCGAGCAACACCUCACAGCAUAACAAAGUUUUCACCGUCGGAAUUGAUGUUUGGGUGGAACGUUCGGGAUAAAAUACCAGGAAACUCAAGACCAGUCAAUGCAACUGAAGCAAGAGAAAACGAUAGGAAGGCGAAAGAAAAAGGAAGAAUGUAUGCGGAUUCAAAAAGGAGAGCUAAGCAAUGCAAUAUCGAUGUUGGAGAUUAUGUGAUUGUGAAAAAUUUUGUCAAGAAAAAUAAGCUAACAACCACUUUCAACCCCGAACCUCAUCUUGUGAUACAACGCGACGGAUCACGGCUCCACUUGAAGAACAUUAAAAGCAGUGUGAUCUCCAAUCGACACGUGAACCACUCCAAACGAAUCCUAAAUGCGAAUCCCAUGAUGAAACAGGAGAAUGACGCAGAUAAUCAUAAAAUCUCUGAGGGCACACAAGAAGAAGAUGACAACCCUCUACCAGCCAAACUACUACGGAACCUCAGAUGGUCUCACGAUGCGAUGGUCGAAAACGCCCUUUUGAGACUAGCCGAGCUACCAGCAAGCGCUCGAAACAUGUACCUAAAUACUUAG